Molecule: messenger RNA, 2087 nt
Organism: Odocoileus virginianus texanus
Lineage: Eukaryota; Metazoa; Chordata; Mammalia; Artiodactyla; Cervidae
Source: RefSeq, a predicted model, not a curated record
GACCUAGACCAGGGCCCAGGUGAACCCUGGCCCCGUCAUUGUCCAGCCUGUAGGAGAAGCUGUGAGGGGCUGACCUGUGGCCUAGCUAACCUCAGCAGACCCAGGGGACACAGAGUGACCCAUAGGGCCUGCCACCAUCACCCACUCAGCUCAACAGCCCCGACCAACCCUGGGGAGGCUCCCGUGGGCGCUCCCUGGCUGACCAUGGCGGUCGCUGGGUGUUGGGGGCACUGCUGUGCUGUGAGUGUAUCCACAGGCCAGAAGGAUGGCUGUGCUAAGCAUGUGACCUCACUGGGGCCCAGCUGUCUGGGGAAAGGGAAGAGAGGGAGGGGACAGCCCUGAGAACCUGGGAGAGCGGCUUUCUGAGCUCUGACCAGCAGGCAGCGGGCCCCCUUCCAUGCCUUCCCCAACCCCUUUGCGGAACUGACUGCUGCCCCUUUACCUAACCCCCAGUACAGAAGCCUCCCUCACAGCAUCCACCCACAGCUCGAGAGCCCUGUAAGGAGCCUUGGGGCACGAAUAAUGACAAUAGUUCUCACUGAACUGAACCCUAACCCUGUUCCAGAGAAUAGCAAGGAGAGGACAGGCAUGCUCUCAGGACUGGCGGCCAUGGAGCUGAAAGUGUGGGUGGACGGCAUCCAGCGCGUGGUUUGUGGGGUUUCAGAGCAGACCACCUGUCAAGAAGUGGUCAUUGCACUAGCCCAAGCCAUAGGCCAGACAGGCCGCUUUGUGCUCGUGCAGCGUCUCAGAGAGAAGGAACGGCAGCUGCUACCCCAGGAAUGUCCUGUGGGCGCCCAAGCGACCUGCGGACAGUUUGCCAGUGAUGUCCAGUUUGUCCUGAGGCGGACAGGACCCAGCCUUGCUGGGAGGCCCUCCUCAGACAGCUGCCCUCCCCCUGAGCGCUGCCCCAUCCGAGCCAGCCUUCCCCCAAAGCCUCGACCAGCACUGGACCGUGAGCCCUGCAAAGCACUGACCUUCAGCCUGGGGUGCCCUGGGCAGGCCCCCGGCCCUGUGCUACCCGAGCCUCUGGCUCCUGUAGUGCCAGUGCCAGGCUGCUGUGCAGACCUGCAGGGUCUGGAGCAAAGGGUGCGCAGGAACGCAGCAGAGCUGGGCCAGGAGGCCUUCUGGGAGCAGGAGCUGCGGCGAGAGCAGGCCCGGGAGCAUGAGGCACAGGCCCGCCUGCACGCGCUGAGCGCAGCUACAGCUGAGCAUGCGGCGAGACUGCAGGCCCUGGACGCCCAGGCCCGUGCCCUGGAGGCCGAGUUACACCUGGCUGCCGAGGCCCCGAGGUCCCCCUCGCCCACAGCGUCUGUGGCUGAGCGCCUGCGCCAGGACCUGGCUGCCCAGGAGCGGCAAAGCAUGCAGGUGCAGGGCAGCCUCGCCCUAGUGGGCCGGGCUCUGGAGGCUGCCGAGCACGCCCUGCAGGCCCAGGCCCAGGAGCUGGAGGAGCUGAACCGGGAGCUGCGUCAGUGUAACCUGCAGCAGUUCAUCCAGCAGACGGGCGCAGCGCUGCCCCCGCCCCCAAGGCCGGACGGGGACCCUGCUGGCACUCAGGAUCUUCUGCCUCCAGCCAGAGAAGAGGCCCUCACGGGAGGCCCCCGGAGUCCGGCCCUUGUGUCCAGCCUGAGCCCAGAGAUUGCCCCCAUGAGGCAGAACUCCUUGAGGUAGCAGCUCUAACCCCAGAGUGGACGUCCACAGCCAAGGCCUGCCAAGCCUGGAUGACAGAGGCGAGCCCGUGGUCACAGAGGACUCCUUCCACCGUGCAGUGGGAAGCCCUGGAACCUGGAGCCUGAGAUGGGACACCUUGGAGCCCUAGGAUUCUUGCUGCAGGGUGCACAGAAAGGCUGAAGACUCUUGCCCUAGUCUUUGCUAAAUCCGCCAAGACCCUGGAGAAGCUAGGGGCAUGGCCAGCCCUGAGAUCAUAGCCCCCAAAGGCCACAGCUCUUUGUUGGGGACAGGAGGUGCACAGACCCUGUGUUCAACCUAUGGGUAUGUGCUUGUAUGUGGGAGGUAUUCUUGCCCACAUCCAUGUGUACACUGGCUCCCUACACCACCUUUAAAACCUCAAUAAACUGCCUCCCAUGGCU